Molecule: messenger RNA, 737 nt
Organism: Desarmillaria tabescens
Lineage: Eukaryota; Fungi; Basidiomycota; Agaricomycetes; Agaricales; Physalacriaceae
Exons: 4
Coding region: 164-622 (152 amino acids)
Source: RefSeq, a predicted model, not a curated record
ACGUUCCGACGAGGGCUCUGGCACUGGAUCCCCUCACCAGGCUUUCGAACUUAUCUAGAAUUCACUAGUCACGCCUGGAGCGUCAUGACGUCACUUUUAACAAUGAGCAUGCAAGGGCGAACCUUUCAAACAGGCGUACAUUGAAGCAACUUUCACUUUCGUGAUGUCUUCACAUGGCGACGUUGAUCUCUUAGUUGCCGAUAUUCAAGAUGCGAACGUUGAAUCUGGAUGUACGUUCCGCAGCAUAAUGUCCCGGGUUACCAGCUAUAGCCCGGCCAUUGUCAUUCUCGAGAACGUAUGUUCUGGGUGCAAGAGAAGUUUCCACGGACACAGCACGACCUUUUCCCGUGUCGAUAUCAAACAGUGCUAUAUUCCCCAUAUGCGUACCAGAAUACAUCUGAUCGCAGUCAACAAGAAGAACUCUGCUAUUCCCGACGAGUGGAAGGACUGCGUUACAAUCAAGCUCGGGCGGCCCAGUGGAUCCUCCACUUUGGACGCCUUUUUGUUGGCUUCUGACCAUUCUCGUAUACAUCAUGCGCGCCAAAAGCUUAUGCAGGAGGGUCAUAAUGCCCUUCAUCGACGCACGGGACGGACCAAUUGGAGUCUCAGCAUCGACAAGUAAGAAUUAAGGAGGUUCUCCUAAUAUUCAAUCAAUCCACUGUUAGGUGACUUCCACAAACAUCCGGAUUUCGCUUGGGGAGACUGAGACAUCGAGCAAGCAGAAAGGGUUUGAAUGC